Molecule: messenger RNA, 2677 nt
Organism: Pelobates fuscus (common spadefoot toad)
Lineage: Eukaryota; Metazoa; Chordata; Amphibia; Anura; Pelobatidae
Gene: ELOVL4
Product: ELOVL fatty acid elongase 4
Exons: 6
Coding region: 204-1139 (311 amino acids)
Biological process (GO): sphingolipid biosynthetic process; fatty acid elongation, monounsaturated fatty acid; fatty acid elongation, polyunsaturated fatty acid
Cellular component (GO): endoplasmic reticulum membrane; endoplasmic reticulum
Molecular function (GO): fatty acid elongase activity
Source: RefSeq, a predicted model, not a curated record
UCACGUGUGCAGUGUGUCGGACUGUCACCGGGCAGAGAGGUGGCGCAGUGCCUCCUCCGCCAUCAUCCUGAUCCCCUGUAUCUGCAGCCCGCACACGCCAUGCUCGCCGCCCGCUGACCCCCGGCUCCUCCCCGGAAUUGCAGCACGGUGAGCUGUGUGUGACCGCGGCCGAGCCGAGCCGAGCUCCCCGGGCACCGAGCACCAUGGACGCCGUGUCAGAGCUCAUUAACGACACGCUACGCCUGUACAGCUGGAGCCUGAGCAUCGCAGAUAAACGUGUUGAAAAAUGGCCAAUGAUGCAAUCUCCGUUACCGACCCUGGCUAUAAGUACACUUUACCUGCUCAUUGUAUGGUUGGGUCCAAAAUUUAUGAAGAACAGAGAACCUUUCCAGUUACGCUACUUAUUGAUUGUCUACAACUUUGGGAUGGUUAUCUUGAAUUUCUUCAUUUUCAAAGAGCUCUUCCUGGGUGCAAAAGCUGCAGGAUAUAGUUAUAUUUGCCAGACGGUAGAUUAUUCUGAUGAUGUUAAUGAAGUCAGAGUGGCGUCUGCCCUUUGGUGGUACUAUGUUUCUAAAGGGGUGGAAUACUUUGACACUGUAUUUUUCAUACUAAGAAAAAAGUUCAACCACAUAAGUUUUCUGCAUGUGUAUCAUCACUGUACGAUGUUCACCUUGUGGUGGAUUGGAAUUAAGUGGGUCGCAGGAGGACAAUCCUUUUUCGGUGCACAUAUGAAUGCUUUGAUCCAUGUUGUGAUGUACCUUUAUUAUGGAUUGGCUGCAUGUGGACCGCAUCUCCAGAAGUAUCUGUGGUGGAAACGCUAUUUAACAAUAUUGCAAUUGGUGCAGUUCCAUGUGACUAUUGGCCACACAGCUCUGUCUCUUUACAUUGAUUGCCCCUUUCCCAAAUGGAUGCAUUGGGCAUUGAUUGUAUAUGCCAUUACCUUCAUUUUUCUUUUUGCUAAUUUCUACUAUCGGACUUACAAAACACCCAAAGGAUUUGCAAGAAGUGGAAAGCAUGCCAUGAAUGGGAAACAGUCUAUGAAUGGAGCAGUCACUAAUGGUACAAUAAGCAAGCCAGAAAACACAGUGAGCAUGGAAAAUGGACGGAAAAAGAGAAAGGGCAAAGCAAAGCGAGAAUAAUUAACCCCAAGCCUUAAACUGUAUACAGCGUAGCGCAGCCUCAACCAUACGUUGAGACACACAUCUCUAGAUAACUAGAGCUAUUAAGAGUAUAACUGAUUUUCAUUAGGUUUGUCAGGAUUAAAACAUCCUUAGGAUAAAAACAACUCUCUUUACAUAUACACUACAUAGUUAGGAAAUCUUUUAAUGUCAUCUUGCCAGCCACUGUACUCGUAAAGCACUAUUUUUAAACCGCGUCUCUGUAGGGAGAAAUAAUGUUGAAGUGAAAUCCCAGUGGGUGUGUGAGUAGAAGGGAGUUCUAGUGAAUAAUUUGUUGAGGAAGCGUAAAUGAUUCUGUAACCCGUAAUUCAGGCGAUUAAAGGGGAGGUAAGAAUCGCAGACAGAGAUGUUAAUAUAGGAAUAAUUUUAUUGUCCAAAUAGUUAAGCAUGUCAAAAUAUUGUGGCACCAUCUCCUUGUUUUGUUGUAAUGAAAGAUGCAAUUAUGUUUAAUUGCCGUAAGAAUAAGCAAGCACGGCAGACGGGUUCGUUUUCACUGGCUACUAGAUCAUAAGGCAAGCAUUAAACAAACCUUAUUUUGCUUAUCAUCAUAAAAUGGAGGACCAUUUAACCCUUGAGUGCCUAGUGAUUUUCAGUACAUUUUGCUAUCUUUGAAAUAUUUGAAUGUUAUGCUUUAUAUUUAUGGACAUAAAAAGCAGAUGAGAUAUUUAAAUUACAGCGCCUGGGGGAGAUCUUCAUCAUGCAUUUUGAAACGAGAAGCCAUGUGCAUGCUUACCCAUAGUAGGCUUUGGCUUCAAAUAAUAGCAAACACAAUUCAUUUAGGAGUAACCAAACUAGCAAAAGCAAAUCAUGCUGUUAUCAUGGAAAUAUAAAUUCUUUUUACAAUUAAGUAGUUAAGCAUGAAUGAUAUGUCAUGCCUUUGUCACAGCCUGCCAGUGUGGAAUUUCCUGCUUAUUUAGCAUUUGCUGGUCCAUCCAUACAUUUAUAUAGCGCAAACUUAUCCGCAGCGCUAUAAAAUGAUAGAAUGGGGAUAUUUGACAAGAAGUGUUUGACGUACAAAAUUUACUGGUGAUUGUAAGCUCACAGGCUGUCUGUCUAAGCACUUUGAAUAAAAGAGCUUCAAUGGCAGGGCCCUCUCUACCUUUUGUAUUGGUACUUUAGGGGUUAAACAGCCGGGAUUUGUUUUUUGUUUUGUUUUCAUAUAUACUCUGUAUUAACACGGUCAAUCUAUUUCAGUUGAUGGGCAUUUGUAAAACAUGCAGUAUCUUCCACAUGGAGAUGUACUAUGUAUUUUAAGGUGUAAUUGUCAUGCAAAAAUUAGAUGGUAUCACUUUAUAGACCAGAAUAUUUUCUUUACCUCAUACUAGUCAAAUGAAUGGCAAGUGUACAGAUAUAUUUGCAUUGAUCUAUUUUACUUUUUAGAAAUUCACUUCUAAGCCCUUGACAUAGUUAUAAAGUACAAAUAUGGCUAAUAGAGUGGAUGGAUAUGCAUCAGUUUCCUCACUCGGGCUUAAAUACAUCCGAGUUUGCUUUGUGGGGGG